Cyphomyrmex costatus is the source of this 479-nucleotide messenger RNA. RefSeq names its product proline-rich receptor-like protein kinase PERK8. The record is from RefSeq and is a predicted model, not a curated record. The transcript has 2 exons. Lineage: Eukaryota; Metazoa; Arthropoda; Insecta; Hymenoptera; Formicidae. Bases 102 to 479 code for a protein of 125 amino acids.
ACUGCUUCUUUUUAUUUGCGUUGAUCUAAUUAAACCGUCCAGAUCAUCUUGAUCGAACAUUGAUUGUUGUCCUUUUUCUUUCUUUUUUCUUAGGGGGCAGCAUGUUGCCACCACCACCCGUGGCGAUAUUUCCAUCUGCGGCCGCGAUGUUGCCUCGUGGUCCGCCGCAAUUCGCAACGCCUUAUCCGCCACCUAUCUUUUACUGGCCUUAUCCUUCACCGCCGGUUAGCCCGACUAAUUAUUACACCCCCGCAAACGUCGGCGGUAUCGCGCCCAUUCCUCAGCAAGCUGCUCUGGUGACGCCAGCAGAAUGUCUGCAAUUAGCACCCGGAGCAACGACGCUGGCGACAACCACAGCCACGGGACCUGACGUGCGUAUCGAGGCGUACCUACCACGAGUGGAGUUGGAUAAACGCAUGGCAGCGCUGCCUCCACCGCAGACAGAGUGUAAUCCUUUCGUUGAGGUUUUCAUGGUUUGA